Messenger RNA from Tachysurus vachellii, 1333 nucleotides. Its product is annotated as natural killer cell receptor 2B4-like. NCBI's taxonomy places the organism in Eukaryota, Metazoa, Chordata, Actinopteri, Siluriformes, Bagridae. Bases 1 to 654 code for a protein of 217 amino acids. The transcript has 5 exons. The record is from RefSeq and is a predicted model, not a curated record.
AUGAAGUUUUUGCAAAGACCGGUGAUUUAUGGAGGGCGACCGGAUAUAAAGGUGCAAGGGCGUAAAUCUGAUUAUGACAUUGGUGUUUGUGUUUUUAGCUCCAGUAUCAACUCCAUAAUAAUAGUAAUAAUAAAUAAAAGCGGAAAGCGAAGUGUGAUUUCCACAGAGUCGUGUUUCCUCCUGUUUUCUGUGGAGAAUGGAGAAGAUGUGAAGUUAUCCUGGUACAGAGAGAAUGAGAGAAUCUCCAUCACCAAUAACACAGAUCUCAGUGUUCCCCUCAAUCUCCCACUUCAAAUACAACACAAUGACACUAACACUUACAUCUGUGUGUCUGCAAACCCUGUCAGCAAUAAAACAACUUCUCUCAACAUCACACAGCUCUGUUCUCACAUCUCAGUUGAUUGUCCCCCUUUACUGCUUCCUGCUCUGAUAUCUGCUGGACUUUUUGUGUUAUUAAUUAUAAUAUUAAUAAUUUGGGGGAUUCGGCUGAAAAAGAAAAAAACACAAGAAAUUCCUGAUGUACUGACUUACGCUGAUGUGAAUAUUAAAGCUCACAGUGCAGAGAGAGAUAAAGAGGAAGAAAACUCCACAGUAACGGAUGUUGAAGUAGAGAGAGACGCUGUGGUGUAUUCAGACGUGAGGAGAUCCAAAUAAUUCAACACAUCGCUAUAUGAUAAAUAUUUUAUGUUUUUGCACUUCUCAUGCUCUGUCAGAGUGACGCACUCACUGGAAAGCUUUCUUCACUUUAUCUUCACAUGCUCAUAGACAUAGACAGUUGACUAGUGUUGCUGUGAAUGACCGGGGACAGAGUAUAUGCCCUUCUCACCCCGAGAGCACGGCCAGAUUUGCCCUCUUAACUGGACACCUUGAUGAUGAAGAUACAGGAGCACUUUUGGAGUCUGGUUCCUCUCAAGUUUAUCACUCACGUUGCCUCAGGUUGCUUUUUCUUCCCUCUGCUGCCUUGGUCUUACUCAUUAGUGAUGAAUGUUACGUGUCCAGACUUUCUCUACAGACUACUGUAAUAUGGUUCAAAUAUAUAAUGUAAUGCCUUCCUGAUGGUUUACAAACUAAAGUGCAAUUCUGUGGAAAUUGCUGCUUCCACCUUGUGGUCAGAAUCUGUACUUUACACAACACUAAAAAUGUGCUGAUAUUUUACAUGCUGUUUUUAUUACAUUUGCCUGUGAAAGUUCAGGAAGACACUGACUGAUUACUGCUGAGAGCCAUGAAUCUUGUAUAAUUCAGCAACACCAAUAAGCUUGAUUUAAUAAAACUGUGCAUUAUAAAAUGUAACUGUAAUGAAACGGAGAUUUAAUAAAAUUCUACGUUGUCAAAA